Molecule: messenger RNA, 1358 nt
Organism: Paramecium pentaurelia
Lineage: Eukaryota; Ciliophora; Oligohymenophorea; Peniculida; Parameciidae
Source: the annotation of a GenBank genome assembly
UCAUGUCUAAUAAAUUACAUUCUCCAUUAGGUCACGGUAGAACAAAUAAAAUAUUGGUCACAGCAGCAUUAGCCAAAGUGUAAGUAGAUUUAGUUGAUACUUAAUUGAAUGAAAAUACAAUCAAGGAAUUAUUGAAAUUAAAUCCAUUUGGAAAAGUCCCAGUAUUGGAAACUACAGAAGGAUCAAUAUUUGAAAGCAAUGCUAUUCUUAGGUACCUUGCUAGACAUUCUCAAGGAUUAUAUGGGUAUUCAAUAUCAUUAAAUAUAGAACAUCCCAAUAUUAAUAAGGAUUGGUUGAUCAAUGGUUAGAUGUUACUACAAAUGAAUUAGAAACUGAAGCCAUAGUAGUUGCUUUAUAAGUCUUAGGUUAUACACCUGUCAAUUAAACUUAACAAAAGAAUUCAUUGACAUCAAUAGCCAAUACUUUAAGCAUUGUCAAUACUUAAUUAGGCAAAAACAAAUUUAUAACAGGAGAAACACUCACAGUAGCUGAUGUUGCUUUGGCAUAAGUUUUAACAUUUGUAUUUACAUACUUGAUUGGAGAAGAGGAAAGAAACAAAUAUCCUUAAUUAUUGAAAUGGUUAAGUGAAGUAAAUUCACUACCAGAAUGGAGAGAAGUAUAGAUUGAUAUUAAUAUAUAUUAGUAUUUUGGAAGACCAAGAUUUUUGAAGAAGGCUUUUCCAUAAGUAACAGAGGAGAAGAAGGAGAAGAAAUAAGAAUAGAAAUAAGAGAAAUAAAAAGAAUAACCAAAAUAGAAGGAAUAACCAAAAUAAUAAGAAUAAGCUAAACCAAAAGCAUAAGAGGGUGAUGAUGAUGAUUAACCAAAGAAGAAGGAAGUUAAUCCACUUGAUUUAUUACCACCAUCAACAUUUAAUAUUGAUGAUUACAAAAGAAUCUUCUUUGCUGAAAAGGAUAUUUAAAAAAAUAUGGAGACAUUAUUCAGUACAGUUGAUUUGAAUGGAUGGUCAUUAUGGUUAGUCAAAUAUAAUAAAUCAGAGAAUGAAGGAAAGAAAUUAAUUUUGACAAAUAAUUUAAUGAAAGGAUUUAUUAAUUAAAGACUUGAUUAAAAUUUCAGAAAAUAUGCCUUUGGUAUUCAUGGAGUAUAUGGAGAUGAACCAAAUUUAGAAUUAAGAGGUGCAUGGUUAUGGAGAGGAACAGAGGUUCCAAAAGAAUGGGUAUGAAUAAUUAAUUAUUUUGAUUAGAAAGAUCAUGUUGCAUAUGAUUAUCAUCAAUUUAUCAAGAUUGAUAUUAAUAAUGCAGAAUAAAAAUAAUUAUUUGUUGAUUAUUGGGUAAAAUAAGAGGAGGAUGUUUCUGUUGUUGAAGGAUUAACAGCAAGAAGUUUAAUAUAUUUCAGAUGAG